CUGAAUUUCCUGCCAUUCGGGCAAAUCUUCGUUCUUCUUUCUGGGGUGAUUUAUUCAAGAACUAAUUUCAUAAAUAUGACGACAAAAUCAUCGGCCAAAAAAUUCAAAUGGUCGUUAGACUUCACAACCAGGUAUUUAUCCACAGCGUCACCCCUGAUCGUCAUUUCACCCUGUCUAAUCGCUUUCAGUAAAAACCCCGACAUCCCAGCACCACCGGGUUUCAACCCUUCAGUUUCGCAGAGUCAUACGGAAAUUGUCAAAGAUCAUCAUCUGAUGAUAAAGAAGUCAUGGGACAUCGCACUCGGACCCAUCAAGCAGCUCCCGAUGAACCUCUUCAUCAUGUACAUGGCUGGUAACUCGAUUUCCAUUUUCCCGAUUAUGAUGGUUGGGAUGAUGCUGAUUCGACCGAUCAAGGCGAUGUUCUCCACACAGACGACAGCGAAGUUGGGCGAGGGGUCGCACGGCAGCGGACAGAAGAUCACUUACAUCCUUGGUAACUUGGCCAAUGUGGCGCUGGCUCUGUACAAGUGCCAGAGCAUGGGGUUGCUGCCGACGCACGCGUCCGAUUGGCUGGCAUUCGUGGAGCCGCAAACGAGGCUAGAAUAUUACGGCGGAGGCAUUUCUUUAGUUUGAUUUAUUUUAGGAUGAGGUGUAUUAAGUUGGUAUUCGCAUUAUAAUUAAAUCACUUGGUUACCUUUAC
Hermetia illucens (black soldier fly) is the source of this 700-nucleotide messenger RNA. RefSeq names its product ER membrane protein complex subunit 4 (gene EMC4). Gene Ontology annotation, cellular component: EMC complex. The transcript has 2 exons. The coding region runs from base 76 to 633 and encodes 185 amino acids. Gene Ontology annotation, biological process: protein folding in endoplasmic reticulum. Lineage: Eukaryota; Metazoa; Arthropoda; Insecta; Diptera; Stratiomyidae. The record is from RefSeq and is a predicted model, not a curated record.